CCUCAUUUCCCCCCUUCACACUUAGCUCAUUGAAAAUAUUCUGAGGAAGAAACCUGGAGAAGAGAGGAUCCUUACAGAGUAUGGUCGGACAAAAAGCUUAACAGAUUCCACAAGACGUGACAUGGUGAAGGUCUUGGUUGCACACAUGGCGAGUGAACAUGGGACAAGUCCUUCAAAGCGCGUGAAAGAGGACUACGCAAAAGGUAUCACAGCCUUGUUUCCAUACCUGGCUGAUCCCCAGGGAACUUUGGGCUAUGAGCAGUAUUACAAUCCAGUUGAUGGGAGUGGAUUUCUUGCAUGGAGAGUGAAAACGCUUCAGAAAGAAGCCUCAGAGGGACAAAAGAAAAGAAGCCCUCAGCCACUGACAGGCGGUCCGGUUUCUGGUGAGAGAACCCCCUUCUGUAAGGAAAACCAACUGGCCACAGAAACCCAGUGUUGUGAGGCCAUUGCACUGAUGAAGCAAUUAUCAGGGAGAAGAUGAAACAGACCUUCACCCAUCGCCAAGCAAUGGUUAAUGACCCAGUAAAGUCCUCUGAAAUAUUUACCACCUUUCCAAGAUUUCUUGACAUCAAGGGAAUGAUAGAGCAGGAUUUCAGUCUGAUGUUUGGUGAUGACAUCUCCGCAAGGUUCCUGGAGAAGUGGCCUACUCACUACAGGCAGAAAGUCCUUGAACAAAGUCGUGGCCUCACCCAGACAAGCGACCUUGAAGAUCUCCUUCAUAACGCAGAAUCCACAACAGACGAACUGGAAGAUGGAUGGGACAGUGAAAUGUCAUCCAUCUUGCUCCUUAUCCACCUCAUGCCGCCAUCACCUCAUGGCCGCAACAAAAGACCAGGAAAGCUCUCUGCCAGACAAGCCAUUGACCACCUUGUGAAAUUUAUCAAGACUGGGACCAGUGUAGAGGGGCAUCUGGACAGCAUCACAGAGAGCCGUCAACCCUAUCUGCUGGCUGUGGGGACCCAGAGGAGCGCCAUACAAAAAUACUUCAUUGUGAUUGACAAACAUGCAAUCCCAUGUCGGUCACCAGAUGCGCUUGCCUCUUUUGAUGAACUUUUCAAAGCUCAUUUCGUCUUCGCUACCUCGUACAACAGGGAUCUGGCCAAUGUCUACCACUUCUUGCAAACCGCUGUUUACCAGAUUGAUGCUGCUACAACUAAGGUGAAUCCCAGGGUCAAAGAGAUGAGAGCUCGGAUGCUGCACUGAUUCUGACACUUUAAGAUGCUUUGGUUUGGAGGGUUCUGAUGCUGAACUGAUUUAUUUAUUUUUUUUGUUUUAUACUGAACAAAUAUUUUCAUUUGAGGGCUCUGAUUUUGUACUGAUUUACUUUUUUUGGCUGGGUUGAACCCUAUUGCAA
Fundulus heteroclitus (mummichog) is the source of this 1354-nucleotide messenger RNA. RefSeq lists its product as uncharacterized. Bases 478 to 1203 code for a protein of 241 amino acids. The transcript has 7 exons. NCBI's taxonomy places the organism in Eukaryota, Metazoa, Chordata, Actinopteri, Cyprinodontiformes, Fundulidae. The record is from RefSeq and is a predicted model, not a curated record.